This is a messenger RNA of Anguilla rostrata (American eel), 15546 nucleotides long. Its product is annotated as ankyrin-3-like. NCBI's taxonomy places the organism in Eukaryota, Metazoa, Chordata, Actinopteri, Anguilliformes, Anguillidae. The transcript has 49 exons. Bases 381 to 13733 code for a protein of 4450 amino acids. Gene Ontology annotation, biological process: signal transduction. The record is from RefSeq and is a predicted model, not a curated record. Gene Ontology annotation, molecular function: protein binding.
CUGUCACACUCGCGCUCUCUCCCCCCCUGCGCCAUGGAGACGGGUCCCGGUCCCCGCCGGAGGAGCGCUGCCGCCAAGGAACCUGCCGGAAUGGGGGCGCGGUUUCCGUAGAAACCCGCCGCUCGCUCGCUCGCCCGCCCGCCCGCUCGCUCUCUCUCUCUCCCUCGCCGCUGCGUCUCCGGGCUGGAGCCGGUAGCCUGCCACGGUUGCGACGGGGAAAAAGAAGAAGGAUCUCUCCAUCCUCUCCUCUCCUCUACGCUACCCCCUGCGCCUGCGGAAGGAUCCCUACCUCUCUCCUCCCUCCUCCCUCCUCCCCCUGCUCCUCCUCCUCCUCCGUCAGUCACCUUCAGCUUCAGUAGGAUUGCUGAGCGCUGUCGGGCAUGGCGCACGCUGCCUCCCAGAUCAAGAAGAACAAGGACUUUGACGUGAACGACGUCGAGGACGAUAAAGAGAAGAAGAAGAAAAACAAGAAGAAGUCCCGGGAACAAAAGAAGAAGUCUGACAGCAACGCCAGCUACCUGCGGGCCGCCCGGGCGGGGAACUUGGAGAAGGCCCUCGACUACCUGAAGACGGGCGUCGACAUCAACAUCUGCAAUCAGAAUGGACUCAACGCGCUGCACCUCUCCUCCAAAGAGGGCCAUGUGGAGGUUGUGGCCGAGCUGCUCAAGCUCGGGGCCAACGUGGACGCCGCGACGAAGAAAGGAAACACGGCGCUGCAUAUAGCCUCGCUGGCCGGCCAGGCGGACGUGGUGAAGGAGCUGGUGAACCACGGGGCCAACGUCAACGCCCAGUCACAGAAUGGGUUCACUCCACUCUACAUGGCCGCCCAGGAGAACCACCUGGAUGUGGUGCAGUUUCUCCUGGAGAACAGCGCCAGCCAGAGCAUGGCCACAGAGGAUGGCUUCACCCCCCUGGCGGUGGCUCUGCAGCAGGGACAUGACCAGGUGGUGUCGCUGCUCCUGGAGAACGACACCAAGGGCAAGGUGCGCCUGCCGGCCCUGCACAUCGCCGCCCGCAAGGACGACACCAAGGCUGCGGCCCUGCUCCUGCAGAACGACCACAACGCGGACGUGGAGUCCAAGAUGAUGGUGAAUAGAACGACGGAGAGCGGCUUCACCCCCCUCCACAUCGCCGCUCACUAUGGCAACAUUAACGUGGCAACGCUGCUGCUGAACCGCGGUGCUGCGGUGGACUUCACAGCAAGGAAUGACAUCACCCCUCUCCACGUCGCGUCGAAGCGGGGGAACGGAAACAUGGUCAAGCUGCUGCUGGAACGGGGGGCGAAAAUAGACGCCAAAACCAAGGACGGGCUGACCCCCCUGCACUGUGGGGCCCGGAGCGGUCACGAGCAGGUGGUGGAGAUGCUGCUGGACAGGGGGGCCCCAAUUCUGUCCAAAACAAAGAACGGGCUGUCUCCUUUGCACAUGGCCACUCAGGGAGACCACCUCAACUGUGUGCAGCUGCUGCUGCAGAACGACGUGCCCGUGGACGACGUCACCAACGACUACCUGACCGCGCUGCACGUGGCCGCCCACUGCGGCCACUACAAGGUGGCCAAGGUCAUCGUGGACAAGAAGGCCAACCCCAACGCCAAAGCGCUGAACGGUUUCACUCCGCUCCACAUCGCCUGCAAGAAGAACCGCAUCAAAGUGAUGGAGCUGCUGCUGAAGCACGGGGCGUCGAUCCAGGCCGUGACCGAGUCGGGACUCACGCCGAUCCACGUGGCCGCGUUCAUGGGCUACGAGAACAUCGUGACCCAGCUGACCCAUCACGGAGCCUCGCCCAACGCCACCAACGUGAGGGGAGAGACUGCGCUCCACAUGGCAGCCCGGGCGGGGCAGGUGAAUGUGGUCAAACACCUGGUGAAGGCCGGGGCCAAAGUGGAGGUUAAGGCCAAGGACGACCAGACCCCGCUGCACAUCUCCAGCCGGCUGGGGAAGGCCGACAUCGUUCAGCACCUGCUGCAGCGCGGGGCAUCGGCCAACGCCUCCACCACCUCGGGGUACACGCCCCUGCACCUGGCCGCCCGCGAGGGCCACGAGGAGGUGGCGGCCCUGCUGCUGGAGCAGGGCGCCUCGCUGUCCGCCACCACCAAGAAAGGCUUCACCCCCCUGCAUGUGGCGGCUAAAUAUGGAAAGAUGGAAGUGGCCAAGCUCCUCCUUCAGAAGGGCGCCACCCCCGACGCGGCGGGAAAGAGUGGCCUAACUCCCCUGCACGUCGCAGCGCACUACGACAACCAGAAGGUGGCGCUCCUCCUGCUGGACCAGGGAGCCUCCCCCCACGCUGCUGCCAAGAACGGCUACACCCCGCUGCACAUCGCUGCCAAGAAGAGCCAGAUGGACAUUGGCACCACGCUGCUGGAGUACGGCGCAGACACGGGCGCUGGCACGCGCCAGGGCAUCCGCCCGCUGCACCUGGCCGCCCAGGAGGGCAGCGUGGACAUGGUGUCGCUGCUGCUCGCCAAGAGCGCCAACGUCAACCUGGGCAACAAGAGCGGGCUAACGCCACUGCACUUAGCAGCACAGACGGACAAAGUGAGCGUGGCUGAGGUGCUGACCAAUCAGGGGGCAGCUAUUGAGCCCCAGACGAAGAUGGGAUACACUCCACUGCAUGUGGCCUGUCACUAUGGUAACGUGAAGAUGGUGAACUUCCUCUUGCAGAAUCGGGCUAAGGUCAAUGCAAAAACGAAGAAUGGGUACACGCCCCUGCACCAGGCGGCACAGCAAGGCCACACCCACAUCAUUAACAUAUUGCUGCAGCAUGGUGCCUCCCCCAAUGAGCUCACUGUGAACGGAAACACGGCCUUGUCCAUCGCCAGGAGGCUGGGCUACAUCUCGGUGGUGGACACCCUGAAGGUCGUUACCGAGGAGACGUCGACCGCCGCGGCUGUGAUGGAAAAGCAUAAAAUGAAUGUUCCGGAAACUAUGAACGAGGUCCUAGACAUGUCAGAUGAUGAAGGUGAGGAUGCGGUGACCGGCGACACCGACAAGUACCUGCGGCCCCAGGACCUGAAGGAACUCGGCGACGACUCUCUUCCGCAGGAGGGCUAUAUGGGAUUCAGCCUCGGCGCGCGGUCUGCCAGCCCUAGGAUAAGUUCGGAUAGGUCCAACACGCUGAACCGCAGCUCCUUCACCCGCGACAGCAUGAUGAUCGAGGAGAUCCUGGCGCCCAAGGACACGCUUCAAAAUGUCUGUAAAGACAUCUCCUUCGUUGUCGAUCCUCAGAAUAAGCACCUGGCGGUGACGCGGGAGUGCAGCUCGGACACCCAGCGGCGGUACAGCUGGGCGGCUGACACCACGGACAACGCCCACCUGGUCUCCAGCCCCAUACACUCAGGCUUCUGGUCUCCUCUCCCUCUGUAUGACUCCAGGUUCCUGGUCAGCUUCAUGGUGGACGCCCGCGGCGGCUCCAUGCGCGGCAGCCGCCACAACGGCAUGCGCAUCAUCAUCCCGCCGCGGAAGUGCACCGCGCCCACGCGCGUCACCUGCCGCCUGGUGCGCCGCCACAAGCUGGCGUCCCCGCCCCCCAUGGUGGAGGGGGAGGGGCUGGCCAGCCGGCUGGUGGAGGUGGGCCCGGCCGGGGCCCAGUUCCUGGGCCCUGUGAUAGUGGAGAUCCCCCAUUUUGGCUCCAUGCGGGGGAAGGAACGUGAGUUGAUUGUGCUGAGAAGUGAUAAUGGGGAAACGUGGAAGGAGCACCAGUACGACUACAGGCCUGAGGAGCUCAGCCACUUGCUCAACGGGAUGGACGAAGAUAGCGCUGAGCCAGGCUCUGGAGACUGCAGUAACACCGCUGCUGUCGCUCUCUGUGCCAAGGCUCAGCCCGUCCCGGACGAGCUGGUGAAGAAGCUGGUGGGGUCCCGAGCCACCUUCAGCCCCAUAGUGACCGUAGAGCCUCGCAGGCGGAAGUUCCACAAGCCCAUCACCAUGACGAUCCCGGUCCCGCCUCCGUCUGCGGAGGGAAUGUCCAAUGGGUACCGAGGGGACAGCGCCCCCUGCCUGCGGCUCCUCUGCAGCAUAACAGGUGGCACCUCACCUGCCCAAUGGGAGGACAUCAGGACCGCUAUCCGUGACCAUCGUCCCUUACACCACCGUGUCUAUCCCAGUGCUCCCUGUGUGUCACUGAGCCUGUUUCUCUCUCCCGUUCCCGCCGCAUGCAGGUUCUGGCUGGCGGACUGCCACCAGGUGCCGGAGACCGUGGGCCUGGCCGCUCAGCUGUACCGCGAGCUCAUCUGCGUCCCCUACAUGGCCAAGUUCGUGGUGUUCGCCAAGAUGAACGACCCGGUGGAGUCGCGGCUGCGCUGCUUCUGCAUGACGGACGACAAGGUGGACAAGACGCUGGAGCAGCAGGAGAACUUCGAGGAGGUGGCGCGGAGCAAGGACAUCGAGGUUCUGGAAGGAAAGCCCAUACACGUGGAUUGCUAUGGCAACGUUGCUCCGCUGAUCAAAACUGGACAGCAGCUAGUGUUCAAUUUUUAUGCAUUCAAAGAAAACCGGCUUCCAUUUUGCGUGAAGAUCAGGGACGUUAGUCAAGAACCCUGCGGCCGAUUGUCCUUUCUUAAAGAGCCAAAGACCACUAAAGGUCUUCCACAGACUGCCAUCUGCAAUCUGAACAUCACACUGCCAACUCUGAAGAAGGAAAUGGAGUCAGAUCCAGAUGAAGAGGCCGACAAACCCGAGCGACGUCACACCUUCGCCUCGCUAGCCUUGCGUAAGCGCUACAGCUACCUGGCCGAGCCCGCAUCGAAAACAGUUGACCGAAGCUCACCAAGAACACUGCCUGCUGGUUACGCUUACAAACCUGUCUUUUCCACGAGACCUUACCAGGCCUGGGCGGCUGCUCCUGUUACCGUCGCUGGGCAAGCAAAAUCUGGAUUUGGUUCCCUCUCCAGCUCGUCGUCCAAUACACCGUCCGCCUCUCCACUGAAGUCCGUGUGGUCCAUCACCUCGGCGUCUCCAAUCAAGUCCAACCUCGGAGCCUCCACCGCAUCCUCGGUCAAGUCAGUUAGCGAUAUGGCUUCUCCCAUCAGGUCAUUUAGAACUAUUUCCUCCCCGAUAAAGACUGUAGUUCAGCAGCAAGCCCAGUAUCCGGUUCAGGUCUCCUCUCCUCUGCUCUCUUCCCCGGGUAAAAGCGCGACGGACCCCGUGUCUGUGAAGGGCCUGGCCGUGUCUCUGGCUUCACGGACGUCCCCCGUCAUGAACUCGGGGUCACUGCUGGAGCGGUCUUCGAUUGCCAUGACCCCGCCCGCGUCUCCAAAGUCGACAGUAAACAUGUACAGUUUGCCAUAUAAGUCGGUCAUAGCCUCUGCGUCACCUGCGGCGUCUUCCCCGAUGAAAAGUGUGUCCGGGCUGUCCUCAAUCAGAUCCAGUGCAGAUGCUACUAGUGUAUCAAAAGGACUGCUGGCUUCAUCUCUCUCCUCACCACUAAAAUCCUUGCCCACCCCCUCUGCUGCCGCACUGAUCAAUGGAUCCGUUUCACCAGUCAAAUACCCUUCUUCGUCGAGCCCUCUGUUUUCUGCCGGGCUUAGCAGCUUACAGGAAAGGAUACAAGCCACGACUCACGCGGCCACGACGAGUAUCAGCGCUGCUAUGGACGAAGCCGAAAAAACCUUCAAUUCCUGCUCAGCGUCUGGCUACGGAACGCUGAAGUCCAUAUCUUCCUCGCCUUCCUCGUCCUACCAGUCGAUAAGAUCUUCCCCAUCAACCUCCAUUUACGCAUCCCUGAGGUCUCCUCCAGCUUCCUCGACCACCUCUGUGACGUCCGCCACCAUCACUGUCCCCGUGUACUCUGUUAUAAACGUCAUGCCAGAGCCCCAGUUUAAAAAACUUCCUGAAGUCACCAGAUCAGCCGCGGCGCUUGUGUCUCCUCUGAAGACCAGGACUGUGGAACCCCAAACCCCAGCCCAGUCUUCCUUCUCUAAGACACUGUCCCCAGUAAAAUCCGCCCUCUUUGCCAGUCCUGCAGCCAUGAAAUCAACUGCCACAUCUUCGAUGUCAUCCAGUCAGGAGAUCUUGAAGGAUGUGGCAGAAAUGAAGGAAGACUUAAUACGGAUGUCUGCUCUCUUGCAGACGGACACCAGUCCAACAGCUAAAAGCUCCAGGUCAGACUCUCCCAAAGAACAAAAAAUUGAAGAUGAAGAGCCCUAUAGAAUUGUAGAGAAAGUGAAGCAGGAUCUAGUUAAAGUGAGUGAGAUCCUGACAAAGGACGCAUUGAGAGAGAGCAAAGCCUCCCUUAACAAUAAGAGAUCUGAGGACGACUGGGUUGAGUUUUCAAAAGAUGAGAUACAGGAAUCUCAGCAGAAUGGACGGAGGUGUCCUCUGACCUACGACACAGGUGGCUUCCAAGUCAGGACAAAGUCCAUAACUGAUCGAGAUUUCAAUCUAGCCAGGGUAGUGGACUACUUGACAAAUGACAUUGGAGCCAACUCCCUUUCAAAAAUCUCUGACGUGAAGUGCAGAUACGAUGAAGUGAGGAGAGAGGGUGAGGAAAAGCAAAAACGCAUUCUCAAGCCCACCAUGGCCCUGCAGGAGCACAAGCUUAAAAUGCCCCCGUCAAACAUGCGCUCCUCUCCCUCUGAGAAAGAGCUGUGCAAGCUUGCCGAGGCUUUGUUUGGCACCGAUGCCGUGGUGGUGUCCCCGGAUGACAUAUCGCACGACCAAGAUAAGAGUCCUCUCUCUGACAGCGGGUUUGAAACCCGGAGCGAGAAGACCCCCUCGGCCCCUCAGAGCGCCGAGAGCACGGGGCCCAAGCCUCUGUUCCACGACGUCCCCAUCCCUCCCGUCAUCACGGAGACGCGCACCGAGGUCGUGCACGUCAUAAGGAGCUACGAGCCCACCGAGGACAGCCAGGAGCCCGCGGUCGAGGAGUCGCGAGCGUCGAUGUCACCUGUGUGCGUUCAGGCCGAGCCACAAGCUAACGGGCCCGUCAGGGACAAGGCCAAGAGUUACCAGGUGAAAAUCAACUCGGAGGAUGAUGCUGCAGGCAAAGGCAUGUGUGUCAAAGAGGAAACGCACAUCACCACCACAACUCGAAUGGUCUUCCACAAACCCCAGGUAAAAGAGUCUGCAUCCGAGAGGAUCGAGGAAACCAUGUCGGUUCAGGACAUAAUGAAAGCAUUUCAGUCCGGCAGGGACCCCUCCAGAGAGCUAGCCGGGUUGUUUGAGCACAAAGGCGGAGAAAAUCACAAAGGAACUGAAUCAUCAGCCCAGCUUCUGGAAAAGGACGUCCAUUCAAAACCCAAAGUGGAGAGAAUAAUCGAGGUUCACAUUGAAAAAGGAAACAAAACAGAACCAACUGAGGUAAUCAUACGGGAGACAAAAAAUCACCCAGAGAAAGAGAUGUAUAUGUACAUGGGGGAUCACAGGAUAAAGGAGUUACCAAAUAAAGCAGACAUGGAUGAUGAUGUGCAUCAGGAAAAGGAGGAGCUUAUUACAGAAGAAUCACCUCCCCCCUACAUAGAAUCAUCUAGAGUAAGUACCCCAGUGUCACAGGAGGAGGACAGUCGUCCAGGUUCGGCUCAGCUUAUCACCGAUGACUCAUAUAGAACCUUGAAGCUACUGAGCCAGCACUCUGUUGAAUAUCAUGAUGAUGAUCCAACAGAUCACAGAGGAGAGUCCUACAGAUUUGCUGAGAAAAUGCUUCUUUCUGAGAAAUUUGACAUGUCUCACUCAGACACAGAGGAGUCCGGGACCGACCGUGCUCAUGCCCGAAGCUCGGAGCUACAGGAUGCAGAGAGGCAUAGAAGUGAGAGGGCUUCAAGUAGUCCCAAAAAAGAGUUCCUCAUGAAGCCAUCAAGGGAGGCAUCAGGUAAAUUUAAUUCUAAUGCAGAUCAGCACAAAAUGACAGUGUUGCAUUACACAGCAGAACCUGGUAGCCCAAAGCACUCUGUGUGGAUGCGUGUUACUGAAGACAAAGUGGACAGGAACAGAGAAAAGCUCAUAUAUGAAGACAGGGUGGAUCGAACCGUGAAGGAGGCGGAGGAAAAGCUGAGUGAGGUUUCUCAGUUUUUUCGCGAUAAAACGGAGAAACUGAAUGACGAGCUGCAGUCUCCCGAGAAGAAGGCCUGCAAGGGAAGUGCCAGAGAGACUCGGUCAGGACCCAGCUCCACGUGCAGCAGCCCUGAGAGAAAGCAUCGGAUGAACGGAGGUGGUAAUGAGGAGUGGGGUAAAGACAGAAUGGGAAAGCUGUUCAGCAGUGAAAGAAAAUGUGCCAGUUUGCCGAGCAGUCCCGAGAGACGUGUUUUGCCCCAGUUUAAUAAUGAUGAUAGACCCAAACGUGCUGAUAGCGUAUCGCACAGCUCUGACAGCGAGGCUUCUCAACCUUUCCAGCUUAAGUCAUCCACAGUGAACUCUGUAAGACUAAAAUUUGAAUCUGAAGCUAAAAAACAAGAGUGGGGACAAAAGUGUGGGCAAACAAAACCCCCGGUUAAAAAACUACAGGAAAGUAAACUUCCUGUGUAUCAGUUUCUUGCUGGAGAAAGGGCUCUUAAAUCUGCAGAAGCAACUGACAAAGGGCCAAACCAUAGAGACACUGUAGAUAUUGAAUGCAAGGCAAUUAUUGGACAAAGCACAGAUAACAAUAGGACCCAGAUCUCCUCAGUAACCCAGAAACAAUCAAACAGAUCACCAAAACACUGUCAGGCAACAAAUAGCCAGGAACCGGAUACAAGGAUCUACAAGACCUGGGACAGCCAUGGAAAUGGAAACAAGAAUCAGAAGGAUAAUCUGUCCCAUACCCUCAUUCAAGGAACAUUAAAGGAGGCCAACGGGAAUGACAUUGAAAAUGUGGUCACAAGGCAAGAGCAAGGACAACUUUUUAAAAAUGGGACAUUGAACAAGGAAAUGACAGCAAAUUCCCCAACAAAAAAAACUAUCUAUACAGAACUGGUUGUUCAGGAUAAUGCUGAGGGCCUUGACGCCUGCAACGGGACCCUAAAAAAAAAGACGGAUUCCCAAAUUCCUGUUAGGAUGCCAUCUAGUUUCAGAGAGAAUAGCCAGUUUAAAAAGUCAACACCAGACAGCUUAAUAAAACCCUCUGAUAGGACUGGGUCACAAAUUCCCUCCUUGUGUAAAAAUAGAUUAGAGAGUAGUGUUGAUACAAGCACAUCUAGGGCAGAUUUAUCCAUAAGCAAACCCAAUGUUUUGGAGCGUAGCCUAGUUAAAGAUACCAUAUCCGAUGACGUUGGUAACAGCACUCCAGUAGAGUACAUGGAAAAAGCAGCAACCACAGUCAAAGCUGAAAGCUCUAGUGAUAUUAAAACACUGCCAGUUUAUGUCAGUAUACAAGUAGGCAAGCAGUAUGAGAAAGAAACUGCUGGUGUGCAGCAGGGAACUUACAAAAAGAUUGUCAGCCAGGAGAGCCGAACAGUGCACGAGACUCGGGGAAUGUUUUAUACUGUAAAACAGAAGCAACCACCAUCUCCCCAAGGCAGCCCUGAAGACGACACUCUGGAGCAGGUCUCUUUUAUGGACAGCUCUGGGAAAAGUCCCCUAACCCCUGAGACUCCUAGUUCCGAGGAAGUUAGUUAUGACCUCACCUCCAGAACGCCAGAUUCUCUAUUUGGCUUCAUGUUAGGCAAAGCCAGUCCUAUUGCAGAAGUUUCUGAGGAAUUAGAGGAAGAGGAAGAAGACAAAGCCCCUUUUUUCCUCAAGGAUUCUCCAACAGGCAAGAUAAAACCUUCCCAAUCUGAGACCACAAAUGCAAACAAGGAUAUGGGGAAGAAAACUAAGGAAAAACGAGUUGCAUAUAUUGAAUUUCCUCCACCACCUCCAUUGGACCCAGAGCCAUCAGAGACUGAAAAAAAGGGUUCCUGUGCAUCAUCUGAGACGGAGACUGAAAUGAUGGAGGUCAACCUGCAGGAGGAGCAUGACAAACACCUUCUAUCUGAACCCAUCAUCAGAGUUCAGCCCCCAUCCCCUCUGCCCACUGUGAUGGGAGAUAGCGACUCCAGUGAUGAUGAGUCUAUAUUUCAACCCAUUCCCUUAAAAAAGUAUACCUUUAAGAUUUCAGAGGACGAUGAGAUGCGCUCCAAGCCUAAAAGGCAAGAAAAGAAUGGUAACCACAAUGAACAGGAAACAGGCAGUGAAGCCAAAGGAGAGGAUUUUGAGUUUGAGCAAAACGGAAACGAUCAGUCCGUUACCGACUGCUCAAUUGCAACUACUGCAGAGUUUUCUCAUGACACUGAUGCAACAGAAAUAGAUUCCCUUGAUGGGUAUGACCUUCAGGAUGAGGAUGAUGGUCUGAGUGAGCAGGACUCAAAACCAACAGGCCUACCCAAAGACAGUAGAAAAGAUAUGAAGGACAGCCUUUCAAAGGCAUCGGAUCGCUCCUUCAGGCUUGAAGUCAUCGAGGAAGAGAAGGGUGGAAGUGAAGAAGGGGGAAAUGGAGAAGAAAAAGACUCAUCUGACAACAAGUCAGGAGAUGAAAACAAAGAAAUCUACUCUUUGGAAGGACGACAUCCGGACAGACAAGGAUUUGCAGAAAGCUACUUUAAUUACCAAUUAGAGGAGGAGUUGGACACAACUUUUAAAACUAGUGCAACCAAAGGCUUGGACUUUGAUCCUUGGCCCAGCAAAGGCGGAGAAGGUGACGUUUUUGAUUCUAGAAUUAAAGACGAAGAUCCCAAGCCCUUCGGUUUGACUGUAGAGGACAGGUCACAAGCAACUACUCCAGACACUACCCCUGCCAGAACCCCAACAGAUGAGAGUACUCCAACUAGCGAGCCCAACCCUUUCCCCUUUCACGAAGGGAAGAUGUUUGAGAUGACUCGCGGUGGUGCAAUUGACAUGAGCAAGCGGGAUUUUGUUGAAGAGAGACUUCAGUUUUUUCAGAUUGGUGAGCAUACGUCUGAAGGGAGGUCAGGGGUGAAAGGGAAAGGGGUCAGGAGUCCAGGUGGAGCUACCUCACAGGCAGGGGACAAUGCGCUAGAGAUAACGGAAAAUGCUCCCACUGACACUACGACCACAGUCAAGUGCAAUCUCAUUCAAACCAGCACUGACUGUCUGAACACGUCAUCUGGUGACAUAAUCAUAGCGGAGACAUCCUCAUGCACAAUAACAGCCUCCAAAGUUGAUUCUAAAUUGCGCACCCCUAUUAAAAUGGGGAUUGCAGCUUCCAUCACCAUAAAAAAAGAAGCUGGUUCAGUUGAAUUAACUGAGUGUAAAGCAGACUCGUUAGACAGUCCAAAUCCAGAACACUCAGGCUCUGAAACGCACACAGGCAGACUUGCAGCGUCCAAGUCAUCCGAGAGAAGAGAUUUCCCGACAGAGAAUCGCAAUAACAACAACAAUCUCGAGUCCUCAAACGUGCAGGCCAAUUACAUUCAGUGCGGCAGUGUAGUGUUCAAUUUGCAGUGCUCGUCAGAGCCCACUCUCCAGCAGGUCAGUAGGAUUGAGGCUUCCUUCUGCAGGGACUCUGAGAGCACGAGAGGAGAGGGUGAGCCAAGGGGGAGGAGAAAGACUAGCGAGUCCAAGGAAACUGAAGUUAGGCCCCCAAAGUCGAGGCUUCCGGUCAAAGCCCCUGGCUCAGCAAGCUCAAAAGCACUGAGUUCUACAGCACAGGGGAAGCAGAAGCCGAGACACGCAGUUAAGCCCGAGGUCAGGAAAAAGGUAGACAGCAGCCCAACGGCCGUCGAACCCAGGUCUAGAAUUCCAGUAAAAGAGGUUAGGAGGAGUAACGUUAGUUCCCCCGUUUCAGUGCAGAUUGUGUCCAGGUCGGUGAGAACGGAGAAAGACCGAGCUAAGCAGGUGCCCCCCAGGUUGCCCGAUAAAGACAGGCCCAGUUUCGGCAGUGGCUCGGCGUGCGAGGCAGGCAGGGAGGUGUGCAAACGCUCCAUCGAGUACUUUAAGGGCCUUAGCGGGGAGACCCUAAAGCUGGUGGACCGCCUCUCUGACGAAGAGAAAAAGAUGCAGUCAGACAGCAUUUCCGAUGAAGACAGCACGUCAAGAAGCACCUCACUGUCGGAGGCCUCUCAGCCUUCCCUUACGUCGCGGUCCGCUAGGGAGCGGAGGGGCGAUGCCGCGCCCGCGAGGGCGAAGGCUGAGCUGGCCGCCGGUGAGAGGCGGCGGAAUAGGCGGACUGGUGGGCAUGGAGGCAGUCAGGCUCCCCCCGUGGAGAUCAAGCCUAGCCCAGAGAGUCCUUGUGAGAGGACUGACUUGCGGAUGGCCAUAGUCGCUGACCAUCUGGGCCUGAGCUGGACUGAGCUGGCCAGGGAGAUGAAUUUCUCGGUUGAUGAAAUAAACCACAUCCGCCUGGAGAACCCAAACUCACUGACAGCACAGAGCUUCAUGCUGCUGAAGAAGUGGGUGAAAAGAGACGGCAAAGACGCCACAACGGACGCCCUAUCCGCCGUGCUGACGAAGGCGAACCGCAUGGACAUCGUGACGCUGCUGGAAGGCCCAAUAUUUGACUACGGUAACAUUUCAGGCACCAGAAGUUUUGCGGAUGAUAACUCUGCUUUCCUGGAUCAAGCAGACGGUUUCGACAAGCUGCAAAUGGAACUGUGCUUCCCCACAGAGCUGGGCCCGGACUCCCCCGGGCUGCUCUGGACAGACGAUGUCUUUAGUGAGGAGGAGGAGGAGGAGGGUAGGCUAGAGGCCUCUGCUGAAGCCCCCUGCAGGCCAUGCAGGCUGGUCCUGAUUGAGCAGCCCCAGGGCCCGGCCCCUGGCCCCUCUUCCCCAGAGGGCCUCGGGGUGGGCAGCAGGCAGAAGGGCUGUGUGGAAGAGGAGCCGUGUGUUACCCACGCAGCCAGCGCCUCCUCAGAGCACCGCGGCUCCACCAGGGAGCGGGUGAGAGAGAGCGGGGCGUCAGUGGAGCGCCGGGGAGCGGGAGAGGAGCGGCAGCAGGAAGGGGGCGCCACCGAGUCCCCCCUGACGGCCUGGGCUCUGGCCCUGCGGGGCGGCAGCGAGUCUGCCUCUGAUGAGGAAGAGGAGGAGGAGGAGGAGGAGGAGGAGGCUCGGGAGCGGUUGAACUCCCUGCGGGGGGAGAGCUUGGAGGGGGAGGAGAGGGAGGAGGCUGUGCUGAGUCACGCAGAACUGGCAGAAAGAGACCUGUCUUCAAUUCCAGGCUGGGGCGACGAGGUGCCCAACGUUACCAUGGAGACGCAACCCCAGGGCCGCGGUCUGAGUGCCGAGCCGAACAGCCAGCAGGAGCACAGCCAGGAGACGUCCAGUGAAUCCACCACGGUGUCCUCCAAGGCCAGAGCAGGCCGGCCCAAACAGAACGGGGAUCACACGCACCCCCCGUCCCAGGCCGGGACGUCCCGCACACCCCCGCAGCCCAGCGCGGCGAAGGGCCAGGACGAGCAGGCGGGGCCGGGGCGGGGCGAGGACGCCGUCCCGUCAGAGCACAGGCCUCAGCAGCAGCGUAAAGGUAGUAACUCCAGCUCAGAUGAAGAACGGACUGUCACCAGGGUGUUUCGCCGACGGGUGAUUCUUAAGGGAGAGGAGGCCAGAAACGCCCCCGGAGACUCCGUCACCGAGGAGCAGUUCGUCGACGACGACGGCAACCUCGUCACGCGAAAAGUCAUCCGGAAAGUGAUCCGUCGCGGGGGCGCCUCCUCGGACGACAGGGACAGAGACAGCGGGAAAAGGGCGGCGGACUCCAGACCGAGGCGGGCGGCGGAGGAGGGCGACCUCGCCCAGGGCCCGGGGCCUCACAAGGCCAAGGCCGAGCAUGGAGAGGGAUCCCAUCAGAAAAAGAGGGAGGGGAGGAACGGGGACAAGAAGAUCCACUCAUAACAGUUACUGUGCUUCCCCUGCUUCCAAGGGCGAGAUGACAGGAGAAAGGACAUCGCCCAGCUGAGGUGGCAGUCUGCAGCUUCCACAUUAACGCAUGGUGUUUUAUUUCCCGCAAGAAGACUUUAUGAUUUAGCAUGAGCAUGAAUACUCGCGUUCGUCAGUGACAAGGAGAUUUUACAACUAACGGCCAUGACAUGCCAUGGUGUCAAGAGGAGCGAUUUCUUUUCCAGCUGUGGAUCAUCAACGAAAAAAACACACAAAGACUCAAGAACAACGGAGACAGAGAAUACCUUUCUUGUGACCAAAGACGGCACAACGGCUCGUUUGAACGGGGAAGACAGUAAAACUCCUGAAUCACCAUCUGUACUCGCCUUACAUUUCUCUUGGACCCAUAAUGUCAGGGUGCAAAAUGCUGUUUCUUUUUAACGAAGUGAUGAGUGAUUCUGCUGUAUAUAAAACACAUUGUAUAAAUUCUAAAAUACGUACGUAGCUUAUGAAUAUUAAGGCACUGUGGAGUGCAUCGAACUUAAACAACGUUAUUGAAACUGUUCCACUUUUACAGAAAUUGAGUAUAACCUCACGUGUCCUUGUAUAAUUAUUAGCAGGUUAAACAUUUGUAAAUUAAAAAAGCUAGCUUGAUUUUAACAGAGCAAGUUUCUUUAAAAUCUACUUUCAAUAAUUCUCAAAAGGGGGGAUAUCUAGUUCUGUGAAAGCGUUCAAUCAGAGCACUAAUAUUUUGAAGCAUGCGAUUCACCAUAUUUUAAUUACAGAUUUUGUAAGUUUGCAAGACAUUGUAUUAAAAACAAGGAAUAAAAACCCUUCCCCUGUGUUACCACACACAGCCCUGGUAAUUGCAACACUUGACAGUUAUUUUAAGACGCUGUCUUUAAAAUAUCUUCCUUAAAGGGGGAACAGAGUGGCUAUGCUUCAUUAUUUUCUGAUGGUUCACCGCUUGCUGAUGCUGAGCUGAAGGGCAGCUUCUGCAAACACAGACUGGAAGAGAGCAAGAAAAACAAUCUGAAUGUAUAAGCUAGAAGACUGGUGCGCUGUACAAUUAUAACUGUAUCCUGUAUCGGCCAUAAGAUGUAGAGGUACCUGUAAGCCAAUCAUUUGUAAUUUAUCUAGCGGUGUAUUAAAGGGCAUUUUAUUUGGGUUUUGGUGAAACUUUUUUUUUCUUUAGUUGAAUCUGUUCGUUCGAGAACAACCAAACGCAUUCAUUGAUAGUCCUAAUGACAUAUGUACGUAUGAGAAAUCAACAAACACUGGAUGAUCAAAAUGAUUAUUUAAGCAUAAAAUAAAUUGUGUUUAAACUCAGAUUGUGUGUUCUUUUUAGACUUGAUCUUUAUACGCAGUGUCUAGCACUAUUUUGAUAGCCUGUUAAUAGUUCACAAAACUGUGGUUCAGUGCAUUAGAUUUCUCCUCAGUACUUAAUUUUUAAAGAGAAUGAUCAAACAGUAAUGUUAGAGCAGAUUAAGUGCACUGAUGUUGCGGUAGAAAUAAAGAUGUGGAUUACUUCAUUUAUUGAGUAAGUGAAGUUCCUGUAGGAUGCUGUGUUCCAUCCUCUAAACAUGUAAAGCAGUAACUGAAGGAAUCUUUAGAAUGGUGAAACCAUGUAAUUUAACGGUUUUGUUGAAUCUGUGUUAUUCAAGCGAAUAAUAUAUGAUGUACAAUUCUUACAGAGUGGAGCCAUUUCAGUGAGAAAAGUAUAGCACCCGAGUCAUUGGAAGGUAUUUGCUACAUUUUCUGAAAAAAAAAAAAAAGCUAGUGGCUUGCUUAAAUUGAAUAAAAUAUUAAACAGCAUUGCUUUUGCAAA